Molecule: messenger RNA, 888 nt
Organism: Durusdinium trenchii
Lineage: Eukaryota; Dinophyceae; Suessiales; Symbiodiniaceae
Source: the annotation of a GenBank genome assembly
UUAGGAAAACUGCGUAAUAUUAUGCCCAAGCGUGAUGGUUUGAGUCUAUCCAAACGUGAAGCUCAGCUGGUGAGCAAUAGUGCAGACAACCAACCAAGCUGGGCUCGAUCUUUGCUGCGACAGGACACCAAGGAGGAGGAUGAGGAGCUGGUGGCAUACCAGAUCAAUGCAAAUUUGUCACUAUGCUUUGCUACCGAAGAUGAUCCUGCAACUAGGCUCAACUCGUUUUCUGUGCGUUCAAAAGCGGAUUUGCUUCACCUCGUUCACGGAGGUGAUGGUUGUGGCGUCCUUGUGGAUGAUGCCCUUUGUGCGUCCUACGCGGGAGCAGCUGAAGAUGUCAAGCAGCUGAUAAGCUCAAAGGCUGUCCGAAGCGUCCGGCCGCAGCGCGAAGAAAAGCUUCGGCGCCGCAAGUCGGCAGAGGUGCUGCCGGAGGACACGUAUCCUGUCGGGGAAGUGCUUUUCUCUCGCUUUGAGCCAGAGGUGGAGGCCUUGAAAACUGAUGAAGACAUCCGCCAGGCUUUCCAUGCAACAGCACGACCAGCCCAGGGAGACGUCACUGUGAGGUUGCCAGCUCCCGUCGAAGGGCAAGAGGAGCAAAAAGGCCUCAAACGACAGCAGAAAGUUCGGAAGGUGCAGAACGUCCAUAUGCCUGGCUGAUGCUUUGUGUUUUCCUAAAAAAAACCAUGUGCAGUCUCAAGUCAAUGGUGCUGAAAUGGCACGAAGACUCUCAGCAUCUCUCAACUGCUAUUGCCAUGCUUGCUUUUCCUGCUGAGUGCAGAGUGAACUCAAUUGGAAAAAGUGCAUCAUUCUUGCGCUAGAUAUGUUGCUAAUUGUCGUUAUGCAGCUUCUUGCAGCCCUGCACUGAGUGCACUGAACCCAAAGGUACGC